GAAGCCUGGUUGCCAUUCUCUGAAUUGCCGGGCCUCCAAAACAUUGUCCUUACUGGAGUCGACAAUCCUGCAAUUGAACGUCUGUCAGACGCUCUUCCUGACGCCUCGCGCCAGCUCAUGAGCAGCAGGAAAUCUGUCACCAAUUCUGGUGCCAUCUUACCGCGAGAUAGUGGCCGUUUGAAACAGCAGAACCGUCCAUCGGUUUCUGGCAGCCGAAAACCUUCCAGAUGA
Molecule: messenger RNA, 231 nt
Organism: Protopolystoma xenopodis
Lineage: Eukaryota; Metazoa; Platyhelminthes; Monogenea; Polystomatidea; Polystomatidae
Source: the annotation of a GenBank genome assembly